Messenger RNA from Setaria italica (foxtail millet), 4135 nucleotides. RefSeq names its product trithorax group protein osa. The record is from RefSeq and is a predicted model, not a curated record. The transcript has 9 exons. Gene Ontology annotation, cellular component: cytoplasm. Gene Ontology annotation, biological process: signal transduction; protein phosphorylation. Lineage: Eukaryota; Viridiplantae; Streptophyta; Magnoliopsida; Poales; Poaceae. Gene Ontology annotation, molecular function: ATP binding; protein binding; protein kinase activity. The coding region runs from base 307 to 3612 and encodes 1101 amino acids.
ACGCAGCCCCCCGCCCGCACCCCGUCCUCUCUACUCUAACUACUACUACUUCCCCCACGUUCUCCCUCCCAUUCCCCGCAAACUCUCCUCGCAAACCAAGCGACGACGCGGCCCACGCCAUGAGCUAAGCAUUGAGCCAGUCGCCGCUCGAGUCCUCGGCUCUUCGUCCCGCCCGCGCAAGCGCCCCGGGGCCGUGCGGGGGCUAGGGUUUGGAUUCGUGGGUGGAGCCCGAGGCUAGAUCCAGCGGCAGGGGGGGAGGGGUGGUGGGCCCGGCCGGCGCGGGUGGCCGCCACCGCUACCGCCGGGAUGGCGGACGACGGCGGUAGCGUCGGCGGCAGCGGGGGCGGGGAGAGGAUGAAGCUGCUGUGCAGCCUGGGCGGGCGCAUCCUGCCGCGGCCGGGGGACGGGACGCUGCGGUACGCCGGCGGGGACACCCGGAUCGUGUCCGUGCCGCGCGGGGUGUCGCUGCCGGACCUCCUCGCGCGCCUCGCCGACGCGUACGGCGGCGGCACGGGCCCGCACUUCGCGGUCAAGUACCAGCUCCCCGACGAGGGGCUCGACGCGCUCAUCUCCGUGUCCUCCACGGAGGAUCUCGACAACAUGGUCGAGGAGUACGACAAGCUCAGCGGCGCCAGCCCGAAGCUGAGGGUCUUCAUCUUCCCCAUCCUGGAUGCGGCGGGCGGCAGCGGCGCCGCGGGGGAGGAGUUGGAGGGCGGGAGCUUCGACGCCGGCCUGCGGUAUCUGGAGGCCGUCAACGGCAUUGUGCGGAAGGACAGCAUCGCGAGCCUCUCGUCGACGCAGUACUCCGAUGGGGGGCUGCCCCCUCCGGCGCCGUCAGGGGGUGGCGGCCCGGGGUCUCCGGCUGCGCUCUCCCCCACCUCCACUAGCUCCAAUGAUGCUGCGAGAUCGAACAUCAGUGGGGCUGGGGCGGCGCCUCCGCCGCUUGUUGAUGUCUUCAGCAAUGCUGCUCCUCCUCCUGUACAGGCGAAGCCGCAGGAGAUUGCUGCUGAAGGGAGGGCUCCCCAGGCGAAUCCACAUCCACAUCCAGAGGUGGCAACACAUCCGCAUCCACUUCCGGAGGUGACAAGGUACCGGCAGCCGCUGUCGCAGCUGCCACCGCUGCCACCCGUGUUUAUGAACGAUCAUAGAGAUGCCAUGCAGGGUCUGAAUCAGCCGCCACCAGGGCAUGGGGCGAGAUUUGAUGACUGCCAUAUGUGCUUGAAGGCAUUGCCUCACGCUCACUCUGAUCCGGUGAUGAAUGAAUAUGGCAAUGAGGUGCACGGAGGGGCGGUGCCUGACCCGGGGCCUGUGUUCAUGAGCCUGCGGCCUGAAGAUGUGGCAAGGAUUAUGGUACCUGAAAGGUCUGCUCAGGCUCCGAUGGGGGCUUAUGGAUACACGCAUAUGCAUCCAGUGCCGCAGGAGAGGGUGUAUGUGCCGAAGGUGGAAGGGGUUACAAACUCAGUGCUCAUUGAUCCAACUGGCUUGCAUCAGCAUGUGUAUCUGCAGCAGCAGCAGGUGCCAUCUACCUAUGGGUUUAGCCAUAUCCCUGUGAUUCCUAGCGAGAAGGACAGAGUAGUUUCUCCAAGUUCUUCCCAUACUGAUGUUUCGAGCUCUCAUUAUCAAUUUGUGCAGCAGCCGCAACAGCAAUUGCCUUCUGGCCAUCCGAUGGCUCAGUAUCCAGCGAAGCCACCUAGUCCUAAUAAUCCGCUUGCUGGUGAAGGUAGUUUAAGUGGCAAUGCAAGGCAUCGUGAGGAUGGGCAGCUGCAUCGUGACAAUGUGUCUCUGGUUGCACCUGUGGCUGUGCCAAAUUAUGUGGCAAAUGUGGACAGGAUGAUGGAUUCCCUCCGGGUGAGUCCCAGUGAGGCUUCAGGAUCUACCGAGCAAAGGAAACCCGCCAUGUCUCCUGACAGUGGUUUACCCCAGAAUGCAAUACCAGAACACUCUCAGGGGCUCCCAGAGAAUAGUAUCAGUACCAGGCCAGAUACCCGAGCAAAAGAGGUUCAUCCAAGCAACACCAAUACUUUUUUUGAUGUGAAUGAACCAAAGGUACUGAUUCAAACUGAAUCAAUGCCACCACCAUCUGUGGCCAGCUCUUAUUUGCAUAACGUCCAGCAUGUUAAUAUGAGCCACAUGCCACACAUGAUGAGCAUUGGAGGACCCUAUCCUAGUUACGUUGUUGCUACGGUCGGGCCUGGUGGGGUGCCUCAAUCGACCUAUGGUAUUGAUCUAGUCUAUCCAAAUGCCACUGUUAAUACAGUGAGUGAGCAAAGAGAUGUUCCGCCUGAAGCUUAUCACCAGGAAGCUCCACAUGAAGUCGUUGCUCCUCCAAGUACAGCUCAGGUACCAACACCAGCAUUGGCAAAUCAUGCUCCUAAUGUGGAUCAAUCAGCUACAAAUGCGCAUGCACUGCCACCAAGACCUAAGAGGGUAGCAAGCAGGGAGAACAUCAGCCCAAGGGAUCCCCAUACACACAACUCUUUGCUGAAUUGCAAAGGGCCAGAUCUGAAUAUUCCAGCUGAGGAUGUUUCUCUCCAGCUACAGUCAGAUCACAAAGGUGAUGAUAUCUCUAACCCAGAUUUACUGGGUAUGGAGGAUGGGUUUGCUACAUCUAAAGCUCAGCCAUCUGAUCACCAACCUCCUCUGCUGAAUGAAGGAGCUGGGGCUGUUGCUAAUAAAGUAGAUGGUGAAGUUCACCCGAACGAGGUUGCCAAGAACAGGCCAGCAGAUUGGAUUUCAGGAUUUCCAGCUACAGAUGGACGUUUGCAGAUUAUAAAGAACAAUGACCUUGAAGAGCUCCAAGAGCUUGGUUCUGGAACCUUUGGAACUGUAUAUCAUGGUAAAUGGAGAGGCACUGAUGUUGCAAUAAAAAGAAUCAAUGACAGAUGUUUUGCUGGGAAACCAUCUGAGCAAGAAAAGAUGCGGUCUGACUUCUGGAACGAAGCAUCUAACCUUGCGGAUCUCCAUCACCCGAAUGUUGUCGCUUUUUAUGGUGUUGUUCUAGAUGGGCCUGGAGGAUCCAUUGCCACAGUCACAGAAUAUAUGGUCAAUGGCUCACUUAGGACGGCUUUGCUGAAGAAUGCCAAGACUCUUGAUCGACGUAAGAGGUUAAUUAUUGCCAUGGAUACAGCUUUUGGAAUGGAAUACUUGCACAGCAAAAACAUAGUGCACUUUGACCUGAAAAGUGACAAUUUGCUUGUUAAUUUAAGGGACCCUCAACGUCCAAUAUGCAAGGUUGGUGAUCUUGGGCUUUCAAAAGUGAAGUGUCAGACCCUCAUCUCUGGUGGUGUCAGGGGAACACUUCCAUGGAUGGCCCCAGAACUUCUGAAUGGUAGCAGCAGUUUGGUCUCUGAGAAGGUUGAUGUGUUCUCUUUUGGGAUUGUUCUCUGGGAACUCCUAACAGGAGAAGAACCAUAUGCAGAUUUACACUAUGGUGUUAUUAUAGGUGGCAUUGUGAGCAACACUCUACGGCCGCAGGUGCCUGACUCCUGUGAUCCAGAGUGGAGGUCACUGAUGGAGCAAUGCUGGUCAACAGAACCAUCCGAGCGGCCAAGCUUUACAGAGAUCGCAAACAGACUUCGCUCCAUGGCCACAUCCCAGAAGGUACAGCACUAAGGUUCACCAACAUCCAGAUAUUGUGCCGGGACCAGUUCGCUACCCUGCCAUAUAUGCCAAGGAUCUGUUCAUACCCCCCACCUCCAUUUAUUCCCGUAUAUUGUAAUCAAAAGUUACCUGCCGGCGUGUCUACAAGUGUCGCAAUGGACGCAGCAGAUGCCUAUUCAUUCAUUCAUACCGUUUUGGUCGAGAGGUGCGUUCAAUAAGUUACUAGUCUAGUGUCCGUUAUAGGGGAGAGUCCAAUAUUUAUUAUUUUUCUCUUUCAUUUUCUUCUUCCUUUAACACCCUUUUUCUGGGUAAUAAUUGGGUUACUUGGAAACAUGUCAGUCAGUCGGUCGGUCGGUCAGUCAGAAUGUGAACUGGUUGUUGCUGGGUAAGUAUGGUUUGUAGGAGUAUAUUACAAGUUUGGGAACAGAGAGUGAGGUCCUGCUUGUAACUAGACCUGCUUUGGUUUUGUGAUUGAGUUAUAGUGUUAUACUGAAAUCAAAAAAAAAAAUCCCCCGGUGCCAUUGUACAUCUAUCA